Molecule: messenger RNA, 3247 nt
Organism: Homalodisca vitripennis (glassy-winged sharpshooter)
Lineage: Eukaryota; Metazoa; Arthropoda; Insecta; Hemiptera; Cicadellidae
Gene: Klp64D
Product: kinesin-like protein KIF3A
Exons: 12
Coding region: 270-2228 (652 amino acids)
Biological process (GO): microtubule-based movement
Molecular function (GO): ATP binding; microtubule binding; microtubule motor activity
Source: RefSeq, a predicted model, not a curated record
GAAAAAUAUAGCCGUCGUCUGUUUUACCUUGACAGUUUGUUUCUUGUUUGCCUAGAUACUGAAUAAUUGGACAUUGAUUAUUGUAUAUUGAUGUUUGUGGGGAAUUUUGCUUAGAUUUUCUAAAAUUAUUUUUGGUGAUGAUAUCAUUUUCAAAGCUAAGGAUACAUGUGUCUUAAAUAUAAAAAAUAAGCACUGUUUUAUAUCCUUUCAUGUCAGAGGUUAUGUGUACAUUUCUGAAGCAAUUAUUUUGAUCACAAUUUUUAUCCAACAUGUCAGCAAAAAGUAACAGUUCUGUUAGUGAGGAAGUAGAAAAUGUCCGAGUGGUGAUACGUAUCAGACCAAUCAGCAACGAUGAGAUUGAGAGUGGAUUUGUCACAGUGACGGCCGUGAACCCUGUGACAGGCACAGUUUCGGUCAGCAAUCCUCAAGCUCCUCCUCAAGAGCCUCCAAAAACGUUCACUUUUGAUAUUGUGUUUGAUACAGAUUCAAAACAGUUGGAUGUGUACAAUGAGACUGCACGACCCAUUGUGGAGAAGGUGCUUGCUGGUUAUAAUGGGACCAUCCUUGCCUACGGCCAGACCGGUACUGGCAAGACAUUUACCAUGGAAGGUGUACGCUCGGAACCAGAGCUCAAGGGAAUCAUACCCAACUCAUUCGCUCAUAUUUUCGGACACAUUGCUAAAGCAAGUGAAGAGACUAAGUUUCUGGUGCGUGUUUCUUAUUUUGAAAUAUAUAAUGAAGAUAUUCGAGAUCUACUAACAAAGAACUCAGCAAAACUAGAAGUAAAGGAACGACCCGAUGUGGGAGUUUUUGUCAAGGACUUGUCAACUUACAUUGUAAACAAUGCUGAUGACAUGGACCGUAUCAUGACCCUGGGCAACAAAAAUAGAGUUGUGGCGUCAACUGCAAUGAACGUGGAGAGCUCCAGAUCACACGCAAUAUUCUCAAUUACAGUGGAGACUAGUGUGAUGCGAGAGGAUAAUCAGCAGCAUGUUAAAAUGGGACGACUCCAUUUAGUUGAUCUUGCAGGAUCUGAAAGGCAGAGCAAGACAGGUGCAACAGGCCAGAGGUUAGCUGAAGCUACUAAGAUCAAUCUUUCUCUGUCCACUCUGGGUAAUGUUAUCUCAGCACUGGUGGAUGGCAAGUGUACCCACAUUCCAUACAGAAAUUCCAAACUCACACGGAUUCUUCAAGAUUCUCUUGGUGGAAACUCCAAAACCGUUAUGGUUGCUACAAUUGGGCCUGCCAACUACAACUAUGACGAGACAAUAAGUACACUGAGGUAUGCCAAUAGAGCGAAGAACAUCUGCAACCGAGCUCGCAUCAAUGAGGACCCGAAGGAUGCCUUGCUGAGACAACUGCAGUCAGAGAUAGAAGUAUUGAGGCAGCAGCUGGCAGACGGAGUAGCUAUCCCAGAUGGUAGUGGAUCAGAGGGUGAAGAAAGUGACGGGGAACAUAAAGUGGAACCUCUCACCAUGGACACUCUAGCCGAUGCUGAGGAGGUUGACACUGUUGAAGAGCCCCGCAGCCAUCCAGAAACUCCUAUAGCACCCUCAGAAGUGAAUGUUCUCAAAGAAAAGUUAGAAAAUCUGCAGAAAAAAAUAUUAGUUGGAGGGGAAAACUUGCUUGAGAAAGCUGAAGAGCAAGAAAAGCUUCUAGAAGCCUCAGCAAAAGAGUUGGAACAGCGGAUGACAAGAGAAGAACAGCUACAGAGAGAGCUGGAGAUAAAAGAGGCGGAACGGAUCAACAUAGAAGAGAGAUACUCAAGCCUACAGGAGGAGGCACAAGGCCUGACCCGAAAGCUCAAGAAAGUGACGGCUCUGCUGUUAUCAGCUAAGGAGGAGUUGAAGGAUGUAACUCAGGAGAACCAGAGGGAGAUGGAAGGACUGCUGGACAAUGUCAGGCAACUCACAAAGGAGUUGGCUCUGCAAGAGACCAUCGAGAAGAUAUUCAUACCUGACCAUUACAAGGAGAUGAUAGAGCGACAUGCACAUUGGAAUGAAGAUAUUGGGGAGUGGCAGUUGAAAUGUGUUGCAUAUACAGGGAACAAUAUGCGCAAAACUCUUUGUCCUCUGAGCCCUGGACCAAAAAAAGAGAUCCCUGUGCCAGACCUGUCCAAAGUCUACCUGACAUACAACAACGAGCGACUAGGCACAGCAGCUAAAAGUCGGGCAAAGUCUGGGCGAGCAGUAUCAUCUAGAGCCUCCACUGCUGUGACUGAUCACUAACUGCUUUCUUCACUAAUAACUUAUUCCUUAAUGUUCCUCUACUUAAUACUCAGUUUUUAUUUUAGUUGUUGUGGUGAACUAUUCACUUAAUGUUAUUUUUCAACCUAGCACAGCUGUGAAAAAUUAUUUUAUGUUCAAAGAUCUUUAUUAUUUCACUAUUAUUUAUAAUUUGUAAAUUAGGUAUAAGUUAUUUAUCUGAUAGCAAUGAAAUUCUUUGUUACCCUUACCAAAGUUUUUUAAAUUGGUUUUUGAGUUGGUAAAGUAAUACUCAUAACGUAGGGUCUCAUAAUUGUUGGUUAGUAUUCAAUUAUUAAUUUUAGUUUAUUAAAUUUAAUACUACAUAAUAUUUGUUGGAAGUACUAUGAAAACCUUAAAAUACUUCUUUAGAUUUAAACCUACUUAUUUAAACAUUCAUUUGUGUCUUGUUUCUUCUCUUAAACGGUAUCUUUGAAUAAGAUCAAAAGAAAUAAUACAAUUAACUUGUUCUUUCAUUAAUCGUAAAAUUUUAAAUUUAACAUUAAGACAAACAACACACACAAUCUCUCAUGAUGUAUCUUUCAAACUAAUUAUUUAUCUAUCAAGACAAAAUGUGAGUUCAGCUAAAACAAAAAACACAAUCUGAUAUGUUCCAUAAUUAAACAGAAUGUAAAACUUCGUGUUUUACAUGGAAUAUUAUGUAUAUUUUAGUUUAAAUUUUGAAUACUUUCAAGUGAGUACAACACAAUAUUUCUCUAAACAAUUCUUACGUUUCUCUGACAUGUCUAUUCUUUUCUGUGAGGCUGCAUUCUUAUCUGUGAGUUUAUACUUCCAAGUGGUCUGCAUUCUUCUUAGUGGUUUUUAUACUUCCAACACAUUGUAUUUUAUUUAGUGUUAUACAUUUUUCGUAGUAUAUAAUAUUUUAAUAUGUUACAUCAUUUUCAGUGUUCAACAACAUCCUUUCCGUGAUCUGUACACUUCCCAAUCAUAUGCAUCCUUCCCAGUGAGUUAUAAUCCUUCACAAUAAUCUGCAUCUAUCUCAA